AUGCUACGGUGAGUUUUAUUCUGUUUUUAACUUGUUUUUAUCGUAUUUUAUCUUUGACAUAAAAUUUGCCUUAUUUUUUCAGCCGCAUUUCCAUUAUUCCGACCUCAUUUCCGAACGGAGUUUCCCGCCAGUUGAGCCGCACAAUCAAGAGAUUCGCCUCGAAUCGACACGUUGUGGUCCCAAAUUAUCCUCUCCACAAGAAGCCUGGGAAAACUGUCAGCAUUGAGGUUGCGCAGCCAAGUGAUUUUGGGAUUUUUGAGAAGUAUUGCAAAACUUUAUAUCAUGCGGAACCCUUGACUAUAGCUUUUGGUGAGUUCAUUUUUUUUGACAAACUUUUUCUGUAAGUUUUUUAAUGAUGGGAAUGGGCCAGGAGGCAAAAAAAGAAAAGAAAAAAUACGAAACUUUUUUGCAAAUCUUGGCACCAAAAUUUACUGUUAAAAUUUUGGCGAAAAAAGUUUUUCCUUCUGACCGCUCUCCACGUUUUGCAUACUCUCUUGACCGAAAAAAGAUCGCUCGAUUCCGGUUGCUUGGACUAGACAGGCCGGGCCGGCGUUUCGGCCCGGCCCGGCCCGGAAUAUUUAAAAUCCAGAAUCUCGAAGUGAAAAUUGGGUUUGAUAAUGAAAAUGAACGCAAUGUCAAGACACAAUUGGUUUUUUUAAAGUUUUCCUUGUUUUUAGAUAGCUAUGGAACACAGUAUUUAUCCAUUUACAUGAUGAUAGAAAAAAAUUUGGUCAUAAGGAGUUAGACUUGGGGAGACUUUCGUUUCAAUGGGCCGGCCCGGGCCGGGCCGAAGCAAAUUUAAAACGGGCCGGGCCGGGCCGACGGAAAAUUUGAAACGGGCCGGGCCGGCCGGAACCCUUCAGGCCGACGGGCCGGGCCGAGAUUCCCGGGCCGGCCGACGAGCCAUGUCUAGCUUGGACCUAUCCUCGAGACGUUAUUUUUUAUAGAAGUUAUAACACGUUUUUAAUUUGGAACACCUCAGAAUGCCCACCGGAAGACGUCCACAAGCAUUUCAUGUUGCCCUUGAUCGAAAAUUCCCUCCGUUUCCCGUAUUCGACCAUGGUAAUGGACGGCGAUCAAAUGGUCGGAUUCUCUUUGACUACCGUCGAAGUUUUUGAUGAGCACCGGCCUCUGGCGCCGCUCAAUGUGGAUGACUUUGGGCCCAGUAAGAGACGAAAAUUUGUUCUUUUUGGGUUAACGAAUAAUAUAACUGACAGGGGAAGUACUCCAAGUGCGACGCUCAGACUUUGAUGAAACUUGGCACAAAUUUGAAUAAUUUUUUUAAGAUAUAUGCGAGAAUCCUCGCGCUUUGCAGGAACAACCGAGAUUUUUAGAUCGAAAGUCGGCGAAAAUUUAGGACUUUUUGCCGAAUUUCGGCACGAAAAGUUUCAUGCCUGUUUCUACCGUAAAGGACAAUGUUUCUACAAAAGAUCAAACUUUUUCGCACGAAACUGCCGAAGUUAUGGCCAAAAAGCGUUUUCCUCUCUGACCGCUCUCCACGUUUAGCGUGCUCUCUCGGCGGCAAAAAUCGUGCGUCACACUUGGAGUACUUCCCCUGUGAGCUUUUUUUAAUUUCCUCUGUUUUCAGUCGUCGAACACUACGCGAAACUCCACGGUGUCACGGAGAAGAAGAUGAAAACUGCCCUGGGAAUUGCUUGCUAUGCUUCCGACGUUGUCCCCAAUUUUAUGCCCAAAAUGGAGCGAUAUGUCCUGGGGCAUGGUGUGCUGGCAUCGGUGGCUAAGGAGUAUACUGGGUAGGGAAUUUAUUAUUAUUUUGAGAUUUUCAAAAUUUGGGCUACAAAAAUGUCUAUGACGGUCAUCCACAACUUUUAAAUCUACAUAUAUUCUGUGCUAAGUCAUCAGCAUCUCGACAAUUUUUAGACCUGUCAACAGCUAUUAUAUCAGCAUCUUGAUUUGUUUUAGACCUAUCAACAAUAAAAUCUGACCGUGUUUCAGAAAUGGCAUCACUUCCGUUCUCCUCAUCGCAACGGCCCGUCAAAUGGCCGCCGAUCGGAUUUGCAACUACGUUUAUGGGAAUGCGACGGCCACUGAGACGGCCAGAGUGGGCGAGAAGAAAGGUGCGGGCGAGGUUUGGCGCCUCAACUACGAUGAUAUCAAAGUUGAUGGGGAAUUUCCGCUCAGAAAGAGAGAAGGCAAAGCCGGCCUCGGAGCGAUCACUGGGAACUUUGGGCUGGUCCAGGAUAUCGCCAAAUACGACUAUAUGAAAAGAAAAUAG
Molecule: messenger RNA, 2236 nt
Organism: Bursaphelenchus xylophilus (pine wood nematode)
Lineage: Eukaryota; Metazoa; Nematoda; Chromadorea; Rhabditida; Aphelenchoididae
Source: the annotation of a GenBank genome assembly